UUCUCUUCCGCGUUUCAAGCGACCCGGAGGGGGGGAGGCGACGGGCCUAUGUGGUGGCGCAGAACCGGUAUUUUGACAGUUCCCCGCCAGACACACAUCGUAAAGGUAGCGCGCUCUCCGCUGCCUCUCCUGUCCGUAUCUUGCGACUCAACCGCUCGUCUCCAGUCCCGCCGCAGCCUCGCGAUGGCCCAGGACAGUGGAUUGGUGCUCGUCACCGGGGCCUCCGGUUUCAUUGCGCUGCACGUGGUUCGAGCCCUGCUCAAGCAAGGCUUCCGAGUGCGCGGUACGGUCCGCGACGCCAAGAACGACCGCAAGACCAAGCCGCUACGGACUUGCUACCCCGAAGCCCAGCACCCAGUGGAAUUGGCGGAGGCCGACCUCCUGGACGACGCCGGAUGGGCCGACGCCGUCAAGGGCUGCCAGCUUGUCGUUCAUGUGGCGUCGCCGUUUCCAAACGCCGAACCGAACCAUCCCGACGACGUGAUCCGACCGGCCGUCGAAGGCACGCGACGCGUCCUCAAGUUCGCCGCUGACGCCGGCACGGUCCGGCGCGUGGUCCUCACCAGCACCAUGGGUGCCGUGCACGGUGAGGUGGACACUCCGGCAGAUCGCGAGUACGACGAGAACGACUGGACCAACGUGGACUUCAAGGGUCUCGAGACGUACGCCAAGAGCAAGACCCUGGCCGAGAAGGCUGCUUGGGACUUCGUAAACGCGCUACCCGCCGCAAAGCGCUUCGAGCUGGUCACCGUCAACCCGUCGCUGGUGUUCGGCCCGCCGCUGCACGGUGCCUACGGCACGAGCAUCGAGGUUGUCAAGCGACUGCUCGACAAGUCGACGCCCCUGAUUCCAUACGUCAACUUCGCCGUGUGUGACGUUCGCGACGUGGCCAAGGCUCACGUACAGGCCCUGAUCGUGCCAGAGGCGGCCGGUCAGCGACACAUCAUCAACUCGGGCAACGUCUGGCUCAAGGACAUGGCGCACAUGCUCCGCGAAGAACUGUCGUGUCAGGGUUAUUACAUUCCGUUCCUGUCGGCCCCCAACAUCGGUCUCUGGCUCGUCGGCUUCAUUGAUCGGUCGGCAAAGAUGCUCUACCCUCGGGUCGGCAAGGUGUUCAAGUUCUCGAACAAGCGGAUGCGCGAGGUCCUCAAGGUCGAGCCGAGGCCCAUCAGGGAGUCUGUCCUAGACACGGCUCACGGCCUCAUCCAAGCCGGCAUCAUACACGAAGCUCCCAAGUACGUCCGCAAAGAGCUGCGCCUGGACUGACCUCCCGCUUUUUGCGGCUAUGGACUUUGGGGACUGACCAUGGCUUCUGGGUCCGCCGUGUACGAUAUAUGCUGUCCUUAUUGCUAACUUGUGGGCAUGCUUGUGGUUCUCCUACCCACGUGAGGCGUUCCCGAACAAACAAGUAUAUAGUCGCGUGCUUCCGAGGGGGUGCCCUUAAUUCGUAGGGGGCAUGCCGUGCUCUUAACUAUCGUAACCGUUCGCGUGACUUUAAUUGGGUAGCAUUCGGCGCCCGCCGUCCAUAUACUGCCUCCGUCCAACAUUUUGGUAUAGCCAGUCUACUAGCUGCCUUACCUUAAUAAGUAACGAUGUCCGAGAGCAUGCAGCUGUGUGGUCUUUGGCUUUCAGCGCCGGGCAAUGAUCAAGCAAUUUCAUGACCAAAGUAGCUGUCAGCUCUUUGGAAUAAAUGCGUCGAUGAUGUUCCUUGAGGGCAUAUCGUGUCUAGCUUGGGUGUUUACGCUUUCUUCGCGAAAACAUUUCUUAUUAUAUUUUUUUCACGAUUCAUUACUUGUGUCUAUGUGCAUUUAGUGUGUUCUACACCGUGCAUCUGUACAUGCCGAAUAAAGCGUAAAUGCAUUGUUUUUUGAA
This is a messenger RNA of Rhipicephalus microplus (southern cattle tick), 1872 nucleotides long. RefSeq lists its product as uncharacterized. Gene Ontology annotation, molecular function: oxidoreductase activity, acting on the CH-OH group of donors, NAD or NADP as acceptor. NCBI's taxonomy places the organism in Eukaryota, Metazoa, Arthropoda, Arachnida, Ixodida, Ixodidae. The record is from RefSeq and is a predicted model, not a curated record.